CCUUACUGGCGGGGCGGUUGGGAGGUGAAGGGAGAGUCUUUUCAGCGCUGAGGACUGGCGCUGAGGAGGCGGCGGUGGCUCCUGGGGCGUUUGAGCGGGCUCACCCGAGCCCGCGGGCCAACGCGGAUCCAGGCCCGACUGGCGGGACUGCCCCGGACUCCCCGCGGGCCUUUCUCGCCGCCAUGGAGGACGGUGUCUAUGAGCCCCCAGACCUGACCCCAGAGGAGCGGAUGGAGCUGGAGAACAUUCGGCGGCGGAAGCAGGAGCUGCUGGUGGAGAUCCAGCGCCUGCGCGAGGAGCUCAGUGAAGCAAUGAGCGAGGUGGAGGGUCUGGAGGCCAAUGAGGGCAGUAAGACCUUGCAGCGGAACCGGAAGAUGGCAAUGGGCAGGAAGAAGUUCAACAUGGACCCCAAGAAGGGGAUCCAGUUCUUGGUGGAGAAUGAACUUCUGCAGAACACACCUGAGGAGAUCGCCCGAUUCCUGUACAAGGGCGAGGGCCUGAACAAGACGGCCAUCGGGGACUACCUGGGGGAGAGGGAAGAGCUGAACCUGGCCGUGCUCCAUGCCUUUGUGGAUCUGCAUGAGUUCACCGACCUCAAUCUGGUGCAGGCCCUCAGGCAGUUUCUGUGGAGCUUCCGCCUCCCUGGAGAAGCCCAGAAGAUUGACCGGAUGAUGGAAGCCUUCGCCCAGCGAUACUGCCUGUGCAACCCCGGGGUUUUCCAGUCCACAGACACCUGCUACGUGCUGUCCUUCGCCGUGAUCAUGCUGAACACCAGCCUGCACAAUCCCAACGUCCGGGACAAGCCGGGCCUGGAGCGCUUCGUGGCCAUGAACCGGGGCAUCAACGAGGGCGGGGACCUGCCUGAGGAGCUACUCAGGAACCUCUACGACAGCAUCCGAAAUGAGCCCUUCAAGAUCCCGGAAGAUGAUGGGAAUGAUCUGACUCACACCUUCUUCAACCCGGACCGGGAGGGCUGGCUCCUUAAGCUGGGGGGCCGGGUGAAGACGUGGAAGCGGCGCUGGUUCAUCCUGACAGACAACUGCCUCUACUAUUUUGAGUACACCACGGACAAGGAGCCCCGAGGGAUCAUCCCCCUGGAGAACCUGAGCAUCCGGGAGGUGGACGACCCCCGGAAACCAAACUGCUUCGAGCUUUAUAUCCCCAACAACAAGGGGCAGCUCAUCAAAGCCUGCAAAACGGAGGCAGAUGGCCGAGUGGUGGAGGGGAACCACAUGGUGUACCGCAUCUCAGCCCCCACACAGGAGGAGAAGGAUGAGUGGAUCAAGUCCAUCCAGGCCGCAGUGAGCGUGGACCCCUUCUAUGAGAUGCUGGCGGCCAGGAAGAAGCGCAUUUCUGUCAAGAAGAAGCAGGAGCAGCCCUGACCCCUUGUCCCCAACCCCGUUAUUUAUUACUGAGCCUCCCCGCCCGGGCGGCCGGCCCCCUGGGACGUGGCGCUAUGGAUCCUGGUUCCCUCUUUGGAAAAUGCACCACCUCUAGUUCCUCUCGCAUUAUUUGUAAUUAACACGCUGUUGGUAAUCUUAUUAAUUAUUGAAGCA
Messenger RNA from Phyllostomus hastatus (greater spear-nosed bat), 1556 nucleotides. It is a transcript of the gene CYTH2, whose product is annotated as cytohesin 2. The transcript is spliced from 12 exons. Bases 183 to 1382 code for a protein of 399 amino acids. The record is from RefSeq and is a predicted model, not a curated record. Lineage: Eukaryota; Metazoa; Chordata; Mammalia; Chiroptera; Phyllostomidae. Gene Ontology annotation, molecular function: guanyl-nucleotide exchange factor activity. Gene Ontology annotation, biological process: regulation of ARF protein signal transduction.